UCUAUCGCUUGGCUUGGUCGCUCAAACUUGUCUAUCUUAAAUGAGGAAGAUACAGGUGCAUCAUCAAAUCUGAAGACCAUGGGAAUUUGAGCAAGUUCAGACUUGUUAUGGAAAUAAACAAAAGAUAUGUGUGAUUGAUGCAAGCAGGGGCUUGACUAAAUAAAAAACACAUAUAUAAAAGUCUUAAAAGUAUAUAUUUGCUCAUUUAUUUAUGCAGAACUUAUACGAGUUCACUAGAUUGGAUAACUGACGAAAAUCAUACAUAUUUUAUGGAAAUAUUCUAAGCAAACAACGGAUUGUUUUCAAUACAUUACAACGGAACAAUAUCUUCAUACAUUAGAUAUCGCUGAGUUCAUAUGAAGACAGGUAUUAAGUGUGUCAGACGUACGCAUUCCACUGUAGUUGGACCUCGGCUAUUAGGCACACGAACAAAUCUUCUAGCAAGUGUGACAAAGAGAGGAUCAUCAUUGGCCAUACAUGUGCCAGACUUUUGUGGCGUAUGGACGAUUUGUGGAAGACAUUGUUGGACCUAAGUUAUUAGGCACACGAACAAAUCUUUCAGCAAGCCUGACAAGGAGAGGGUCAUCAUUGGCCAUACGUGUGCCGGACUUUUUGUGUCGUAUGGACAAUUUACGGAAGACAGCCUCUUGAAGAAAAAAUGUUUCCUAUUUAUGUUGUAUUUUUACUUCAACAAAUAGUUUGACGUCUGAAAGUUAUUUGAACAACAACAUACCCGCAAAGAUGUUGUCGGAAAAACCGAGAGUUGGUCUGUCGGAAACACGAAAGGUGACAAAGUCGACGAUGGAGAAGAAAAGACGAGCCAGAAUCAACUCCAGUUUGACUGAGCUGAAAAAUAUUCUGGCUGGGAUGGUCACUAAUAAGGGUGAGAGGUUCGAAAAAAUGGAGAAAGCAGAUAUUUUGGAAAUGACAGUCAGUUGUGUUCGACAACUACAACGCCAGUCACAAACAGGUGACCAGAUGUCCCCAGUACCGAGCGACGAAGAAUAUAAAAGCGGUAUAGACACUUGCGUUAGCGAGGUGAUAAAAAUGCUAACCUCAAAUGAUCUUGGAAACACCGACCCUGAAAUUAAAACCAAGCUGAUCGACCAUUUAGCAAACAAACUAUGUACGCCAAUAUACCCAAACCCUGCCCAGAGUGAAUCUCCGGGUUCGAUGCAAACUCAUGAUGUUUUAAAUUCCACUGUCGAUCGCUUUGGUAAAAACAGACUUGGAGUUCUAAAGAAACCGUCGGAAGACCUGGGAAUAAGUCCACAUGUUCAGCAAUACAAUCCAAAUUCAGAGAUAUCUGCGAACGAGCCUAGUCUCGUCUCCUCUCCUAAUGUGGUGGGCGCAAGUCUCGUCUCCUCUCCUAAUGUGGUGGGCGCAAGCCCUCAACCUAUCUACCAAGUGACCACGGUGCCAUUCAGCAACUUCAGUCCCUCAGACAACACAGUAAAGUCAUCCAUGGAUUCAAAUCAGUUGACGACAUCCCAUUCAAAUAUUUCAACGGUGCCUCUAACAAUUCUUGUCCCAGCUAAUUUCUGCUCAACCCAACUUGGAACUACUUUCUGCUCAACUCAACUUGGUACUACUUGUAUGAUACCGGUAGCGUGGACCGGUGCUAGUUCAAACUAUCCGCAGCAACAAACUAAUGACUAUUCCACUAUCGGUGCGCCUUUGUCUUCCUAUGUUUCAAACAUAUCUCCACAACAACUACUGAAUCUCUCUCCGCCGUUUGGUUCGCAAAUCACUCCAAUUCAAACGUACACUAUUCCAGAAAAUGUGCCUGACAGUGAAAUGGACACAGCUGCAACAUUACAAACCAUAACUUCCGAUCAGAUUGAGUCAUCAGUGGUCAAAGAUAAUAACAGUAAAGGUAACGAGACCAGAAAUAGCCAUGAAAUGGUUGGUGUUAAAUUUUAUAAACCAAAAUCAAGUGUUAUUCGACCUACACCUUUGUUCAAAGAAAGAUGCAACAGGUCAGACACCGUCAGUUCAAUCGUCUUUGAUGGUAACCAGACACGCGAUACAGCUAUGAGGACGGACCGGGCUAGUGCUGAAGAAUUCAGAGAAAAGGUGCAAACAUUUCAGAGUAACACUACCACCACCACCACCACUGAUCAUACUGGGAGUAUUCGUUCUAACGUGAUACAAGCCCAUAAUCCAAAUAAUAGAAGUGAUGAAACUGGUGGUCGUGAUAAUGAUAAUAACCCGCACGUAGAUUCAAGUGUUUGGCGUCCAUGGUAGAUUCAAGUCUUUGGUGUCCAUAGUAGAUUCAAGUGUUUGUCGUCCAUGGUAUAUUCAAGAGUUUGGCGUCCAUGGUAGAUUCAAGUGUUUGGCGUCCAAGGUAGAUUCAAGAGUUUGGCGUUCAUAGUAGAUUCAAGUCCAUGGUGAACAAUGAUAUUUAUUUAAUUGAUAUCGUUUAAACGUGAAUCAUGUUUUCGCAAAUUUAGUGUUACAAUUAAGAUAAUUUCUUUUGUUUAAGUUUUUAUAAUUAAAAGGCUAGCAACCUUAUUGAUAACUAUUUUGUUUUUUUAAACAUAUUCUGUGAUAAUAGAGAAUUUAAUAUUAUUUUGAAAAAACCUUACAUAUCGGUGUUCAUGUGAUAUCAUAAAUGUUAUAUUGAAAAUAUAUUGCUCGUUUUUGAAAUAAAAAGAACACGUUUUA
Mya arenaria is the source of this 2667-nucleotide messenger RNA. RefSeq lists its product as uncharacterized. The record is from RefSeq and is a predicted model, not a curated record. Lineage: Eukaryota; Metazoa; Mollusca; Bivalvia; Myida; Myidae. The transcript is spliced from 4 exons. Gene Ontology annotation, cellular component: nucleus. Gene Ontology annotation, biological process: regulation of neurogenesis; regulation of transcription by RNA polymerase II; anterior/posterior pattern specification. Bases 742 to 2247 code for a protein of 501 amino acids. Gene Ontology annotation, molecular function: protein dimerization activity; DNA-binding transcription factor activity, RNA polymerase II-specific; RNA polymerase II cis-regulatory region sequence-specific DNA binding.